AUGUCCAAGCGCAUUUGCCAGCGUGCCGCAUCCCCACGCCUACCAAGCGUCGCGCUCCAUGCCCUCCUCCAGAUGCUGAACGGCACGCACGAUGUACUUUCUGUGCUCAACGCGCUGCCAGUGGCGACGCUGCCGCCAGAGCUCCUCGCGCUCCGCGACCUUAGCACUCUUGUCUACCUCACUGACCACUGGCCUGUUGUCCAUGCGACCAAGAUCCCAGUCCAGCAUGCUCGCUUGGCCAUCGCCGCGCUACCAGCGUUCAAGGGCAUCCACGUGGACCCUGGUUUUGCGCCGCUCGCCUGGCUCGACGCGACGCUACCGCCGCAUAUGCCCGUGUCGCUCGAUGUCGACCCCAAGGUUCCCGGCGCGCUCUGCGCCUUUGUGCACGUCUGGGGCAGCCACGUCGUCAACGUUGUUCUCAAGGGCUGCUAUGUCGAGCUCGACCCGAUCCCCGACGUCCUCGCACGCUGCGUCAACGUGGAAUCGGUGACCAUCAAGAACCGGGCGGAACCAAACAGCAUUGCUACGUACGUGGCGGCAAUUCCGAUGACGCAUUUGCACACGCUCAAGGUGCUUCAUGCGGACGGGCAGCUGGACGAUAUCUCGGCCAUCGUUGCCUGGCUGCAAGGACCCAAGGCAACGUCGUUGACGCUUGCGUGCGACGCAGUGAAUGCCCCGACGGCGCUGGCGCGCGCGAUCCAAGCAUCGACGACGCUGACGUCAUUGCGCAUUGUGGACGCGAUCGAUCUUCAACGCGCGUUGGUCGCCUUGCCCAAAGACUUGCACCAUAUUACGUCGCUUGCCGUGCGUGACAGAUAUGGCGACGGCGGGUCUGCCGUGGGAUUGCUCCAAAAGCUGAAUCCGACCAAGCUCCUCUCCGACAGUGACGACGAGCUGCCCGUCAUGAACGUCAUCAACACGCUCGCGGUCUACCCGGCUCUGGAGACAAUGCGUCUCGUCAACGCACGUCUUGCGGCUGUGACGACGGCGGGUGUCUGGCCACAGCUGACGUCUGUCACCCUGCGUCGGAGUACGUUCAAGGCGGCCAAUGACGUCGUCAACGUGAUCCAGCAGCUCUCGACGUCGCGCUGCCUCACGGUUGUCGACUUGAGCCACACGAAGCUCGGGGCCGCUGGAUUUGGAGAGCUCGCGUGGGCGCUGCCGGCGUGGAUGGCGCGCGGGCUUCGGACGUUAGUGCUCUCUGGGACGGGUAUCAGUGACAACGACGUUGUACUCUUUGCCGUCGCGCUUGCCUCGGGCAAGAACCGACGGCCUCUGACCGUCGAUAUGACGUCGAAUGAGCUUGGAGUCGCUUCCGUGAAGCUGCUCUUGGGGGCGCUCAGCGCCUGCCGCAACGUCGCAUUGCAUGUGGAGACGUGCCACCAUAACACGUUGUACAGCCUUGUGCAGCGGCAUCGGCUCGUAGAAGUGCGCCCUGGUGUCUUCAUGUCGCCUCCGACGUCGUCGCCGUGGCAUAGCUUUUAG
Molecule: messenger RNA, 1485 nt
Organism: Saprolegnia parasitica CBS 223.65
Lineage: Eukaryota; Oomycota; Saprolegniomycetes; Saprolegniales; Saprolegniaceae
Exons: 2
Coding region: 1-1485 (494 amino acids)
Source: RefSeq, a predicted model, not a curated record